CCCCUUCCUUUAGGCUCCCCCCUCCCCAGCAAAGAAGAGGCCGUGCCGGUGUUUUUCCACUCAGCAGGAUGGGUGAUGCUCAAAGCUCCCUCAUUAGACAACAGACACGAGAGGUCAGGAAGAAAGCGCUUAUAAAUUACCGUUUCCUCCUGCUCGGCGCUGCUAGUCGCGCCGCACCGCUCCGCCGGACGCGCCGCACCGCCGCAGGGGCGCAGCGGCGCGCAGGCACCGCGGCCAGCGGACACAGGAAAAGAAAAUACAUUCAGCAGAGAUUCUUCUUCAUUGCCUCAUCCUAUGGAGGAAUCACCACUGCCCAUCUACAUUGAGGAGGGGACAGAAGUCCCGAUUGCCAAAAAGGAGUUGAUUGCUCUUGGCAUCAGUCAAAUCUGGACCCAGAAGACCACAGAAAGCAGAAAUAUGGCAACAAAGGAAAAGCUUCAGUGCUUGAAAGAUUUCCACAAAGACAUCCUCAAACCUUCCCCCGGCAAGAGCCCGGGGACACGGCCUGAGGAUGAGGCUGAGGGAAAGCCACCCCAGCGGGAGAAGUGGGCGAGCAAGAUCGACUUCCUGCUGUCCGUGGCGGGGGGAUUCAUUGGUUUAGGCAACGUCUGGCGGUUCCCGUAUCUCUGCUACAAAAAUGGCGGAGGUGCAUUUCUUAUACCUUAUUUCAUUUUCCUGUUUGGGGGAGGUCUUCCCGUGUUUUUCCUGGAGGUGGUGCUAGGACAGUAUACCUCCGAAGGUGGAAUUACAUGCUGGGAAAAGAUCUGCCCUAUUUUCACUGGAAUUGGUUAUGCUUCCAUAGUGAUUGUGUCCCUUCUGAAUGUGUACUACAUCGUGAUCCUGGCCUGGGGACUCUACUACCUGUUCCAGUCGUUCCAGAGCGUCCUGCCAUGGGCACACUGCCACCAGAAGUGGAACACGCCGACCUGUGUGGAAGACACUCUCAGGAAGAACAAAACACUCUGGAUAUCACUGAAUGCCACUAACUUCACCUCUCCUGUCACAGAGUUUUGGGAGCGCAAUGUGCUGAGCUUGUCCUCGGGAAUUGAAGAUAUUGGUAUUAUCAAGUGGGAUCUAGCACUGUGUCUCCUCCUCGUCUGGGUGAUAUGUUUCUUCUGCAUUUGGAAAGGAGUCAAAUCCACUGGGAAGGUAGUGUACAUCACUGCCACAUUCCCAUUCAUCAUGCUCCUUGUUCUACUCAUCCGUGGCGUGACCCUGCCUGGAGCUGCAGAAGGCAUCAAGUUUUAUCUUUACCCUGAUAUCUCACGGUUAGCUGACCCACAGGUCUGGAUAGAUGCAGGGACACAAAUCUUCUUCUCAUAUGCAAUCUGCUUAGGAGCAAUGACUUCCCUGGGGAGCUACAACAAGUACAAAUACAACUGCUAUAGGGACUGUUUGCUGCUGGGAUGCCUGAACAGUGGUACCAGUUUUGUGUCUGGCUUCGCAAUUUUUUCCGUCCUGGGCUUCAUGGCACAAGAGCAAGGGGUGAACAUUGCUGAUGUGGCAGAGUCAGGUCCAGGCCUGGCCUUCAUUGCCUACCCAAAAGCUGUGUCCAUGAUGCCACUGCCCACCUUUUGGGCAAUCCUUUUUUUUAUUAUGCUUCUGUUGCUUGGACUGGAUAGCCAGUUUGUUGAAGUUGAAGGACAGAUCACGUCAUUAGUUGAUCUGCACCCAUCCUUCCUAAGGAAGGGUUACCGACGGGAAAUCUUCAUCGCUAUAGUGUGUUUCCUUAGCUAUCUUCUGGGACUAACUAUGGUGACUGAGGGUGGCAUGUAUGUUUUUCAACUCUUUGACUACUAUGCAGCUAGUGGUGUAUGCCUUUUGUGGGUUGCAUUCUUUGAAUGUAUUGCUGUAGCCUGGGUUUAUGGCGCUGAUAAUAUUUAUGAUGCCAUUGAGGAUAUGAUUGGAUACAGACCUGGUCCCUGGAUGAAGUGGAGCUGGAUUGUGAUCACACCAGUUCUCUGCGUGGGGUGCUUUAUCUUUUCUUUGGCCAAGUAUAAACCACUGACCUACAACAAGGUCUACACAUACCCAGACUGGGCAAUUGGCCUGGGCUGGGUUCUUGCCCUUUCCUCCAUGAUCUGCAUCCCUAUGGUGAUGGUCAUCCGCAUCAUUCGGUCAGAUGGGUCACUCAUUGAGAGGAUAAAGGCGGUGGCUGCCCCCAAGGAAGUGAAUCGGUGGUCCAAAGAGACGGAGAGUGGCACCCCCUUCUGCCCCAAUGGAACUUCGAAUGGCGGAUUGAUCAAGCCAACUCAUAUCAUUGUGGAAACCAUGAUGUGAGCUCUCUCUGUGAGAGGAUAAACCUGCUUUAACUGCCGUUUACUAACCAUAGAUUCUCAUAGGACCAGGUUUACAGAGCUUUAUAUUUGCACUAGGAUUUAUUUUUAUUUCUCACAGAGAAAGUUAUUUUUUGUGUGUGUUUUUUUUUUUAAUAUUUUGUAAGGUAAUCACAGCAGACGUCUCUCUGUAGAGGGAGAGCUUUCAUAUCAGACUAGACAUAUUACAAGAAUUUACUAUUAUUGGGUUUUUUUAAAUAUAUAUAUCUUUAUCUCUAAAUAUUAUACACCUUACCACUUGAAUUGAUUGUCUUGCCAGCAAUACAUUCAAGUCUCAGAAAGCAAUUUUAGGUGCUGGUAUGGUUGGGAGCAGGGUAACCUACAGAACACACAAAAGGAGCUCUGUUGAGAGAUACAUUUUUUUUAAAAAUGCUGUUUCAAGAGAAUUUUUCAAAGGUGUAGUAUUUCCACCCUCUGGUUCAACUGUGGUAAACGACAGGCAUCAGGGUCACUUUAGGGAGUGGGUAGAGCUUUGUUUAGUGCAGUCCCUGGAUAAGGAUAUAGCCAAACAGCUGGAGUGGAGAGUUUGCAAGGGAUGCAGAGAAGCUGGGUGUGAACAAUCUUGUGGCUGUACCUCCCAGGGACAGCACUGGGACCCUGUCACACCAACUGAGGAGAACGUGAGGAAGGCAUCUGCAGGAUUUGGCAUGGUUCAGUCUUUUUUUGUUUUUCUUUUUAAAAUUCUUGAGAUUUUUUUUUUAACUUAAGUAAAAUGCCUGCUGUUUGUGUGUGAGCAGGGAUGUUGAGUACCUGCUUCUGGGUUUUCCAGCAAACUGUAUUUUGGUGUGGUGGCACUGGUGUAAACUUGAAUUCUGCAAACUUGGAGGGCAGCCUGUCCCCAGGGCAGCAGGGAUGAGCACAGACCAGCCAAGAGGGGAAAAGCAGCACCUGCUCUCUGGUUGCUUCAGGUGUUUGCUUCCUCAUUUGGACUUUGGUUUGGGCAGGAAAAUAAAGGGAUCACUUCUGGACUCUGACUGUCCAGAGGUGAACACAAACCAGGUCGUCCCUGACAGGAGGAACAAAACCUGGUGUAACAAAACACUCACCUGGUGUAAACUGGUGUUGAUAACAGACAUGUUGUUAAUAAUAAUAGUAAUGAUGAUAAUAAUAUCACACGGCAAACAGGUGCUUUUCAUCCAUGUAUCUCAAAAAUGCUUUUCCAAGUUCACUAACCAGGAUUUGCUUUAUUUAUUUAUUUUUGGGGGGAGGUCAUUGCUGUUGGAGGAACAGACAAACGGACUAAGUGAGUCCCUUGUCCCGUGUUACAAAAUAGCAGUAGUGGACCUAGACACCCCAGUCUCCUUGCUCAUUAUUAGAUUAACCCAUGAUCUUAUUUUAUUUUACUUUACUUUAUUCUAUUUUAUUUUAUUUUUAGGGGGGCUGGAGGGUGGCAAACAUAUUUAUGAUUCUUAUCUGCUGAAGAGACAGGGCUCUUUGGAAUUUAAAUUAGAGCAGAGGGAACACGUAAUACUGAAAUAUUUUGUGUUGGUCAGAAGGAAUUGGGUACCAUUCCAGGUGAGACUGGGAAGUGAAGAGAAAUCCCUACAUGGAGUAUAGGAAUUGGGGAUCCACUUCAUAUAGUGUAGGUGAAUGUUUCUGUGGGGAAUUGGAUCCCUGAAAACUGUCCAAAACAUGGACAAAAGCCUUUUUCUCAUUUUUUCUUUUUUUUCUUUUUUUUUUUUUUUAACUUGAGCAGGUUGUGCUGGGAACGGGUUCUCUGGCAAAACUCAGCCUUGUCAUGUGGGCAUUGUAUUAGAGGGAGAGAGGUUUUUUUCUUAUGAUACCACAGGUAGUCUAUCCAAAGGUAUUUAGAAGAAAUGCUUGAUAAAAGCAGAGUUUGUAUCUGCUUAUUCUGUUGUAAGCUUAGUCUGUCAAGGCAGAGGUUGUCACUUAUUUAAACAGGAACAUAAACAGUUCUUAACAUUCCUACACAGUAGCUUUAUUUCAUUUUUUCUUGUCCCAUGUGCUAACUGGCCACAGUAGCACAAACAUUUCUUAACUUGUUGAUUUCCCUGUAAUGGGGAGAUUUAAACCUAAGAGAUGGACCAAACUAAUUAUUAAUUAUUAAAGAAAAACAUCGCUGUAUCUAUAACUUCCAAAUCCUUCUAGUUUGAAUUCGUAGAUACUUUUACAACAGAGAGCAGAGUUGCAGCAAUAAAACCAGCCAUGGUAGAAUUGUGUUUUCUUUUUUUUGGUUGCUGUAUUAUGAGAGUUCUGAAGGAAACUUUUGCACAGCUGGAGAUGGCAAACAUCUAAAUGACACCUGCUGGGCCAGUAGGAGAAACCACCCAAGGUUACAGGAGGAAUUCUGAGAGCCAGUGAGUGUCAUCAAAUGUGCCCAAAAUAAAGAAAUAUGCAUGCGGCAAUUUUAUUUUUUUAACAAUCAAAGGCAAGGAAAUGUAACCAAAACCACUCUCUUAGUGGGCUUCAGCUUGGACUCUCAUUUUUGAGUUACAAUCAGUGUCUGCAGUAAACAGACAUGGGUGAAGAGGAAGUAGAAGGUUAGGGGGGUCUAAAUUAAUGCUUUUUGUGAGUGCAGAUGAAACACUGAUGCUUGAUUUAUUUCUUUUUUAUAUAUAUACAUUGUCAUACAACUGUGUUUGAGAUUAUAUAGUUUGCACAUGACUUUUGUGCCAUAGAGCUGAGACAAGCUUUAGUUAGGGAAAAAAAUGGUUUGGCUACAUCAAAGAUAUCACCAGCAAGUCAGCUGGGUGUUUAGGCAUCUCCUAGGUUGUGGAGAGUGUCUUAGUGGGAAGAACCAGAGGGAUAAUACUACACCUUUCAAAAUACAACUACCAGAGAAUAGAACCCAGCCCCAUUUCAGUACAAACUGUGCCAUUCAAAUCAGUCGCUUCCAUGAUCCAAGUGAAAAGGUCUCGCACAUAUGCAACAACCUCAUUGGAGAUUCUCUGUGUCAGCUUCCCUGGCCCUGCUGUGCUCUUCAGCAUGACUGCAAGGGAGGGCUGGGACUCACCAAGAGCCAAGAAAUCAUUGUUUCCGGAAAACAGUUCCCCUCUCCCCUCCUCCCUCCCCUGACAAAAAAAAAAAAAAAAAAAAAAUUACUUAAUUCUUCUUGUUUUAUCUGGGGUUUGAGUUCCAGUGAGCACAUUUGCAUUUUUACAGUUUGGGGUUUUUACCUAACAAUUUUAUCAGAUUUCUAAACUUUUCUUGGUGAUUAAUUUGCAUUUCAACAUGAUCUUCUGCCAAAUUUAUUAAAACAUCAUUUUUAAAAAAAGUUUGUGUUUUCUACCUAUUUUGACUGCAAAGACAACUGAUUUUUUUCUUGUAUUUACUUGUUUAAACUCUUAUGAUGUAUUUUACCUGUUUUGUGUAAAUGAGAAACUCUGUGUUAAAGCAUCAUGACUAGUUAUAGAUGAACUGGUUUGGAUCUGGGAAAACAGUGCAGUUUUGGCAUGAGAUCUUUAGAACCAGAUCCCUGAGAUUUAAGCCAGUAUAAACCAAGACAACACGCACACCUUUUCAUGUUUCAUGUACUUUUGUAUUCAUGGGGUCUUCUGGGCUUGAAAACAGCAGAGUUUCAGCAGUAUUUAUUUCCAGCUGAACUGAAAUCAAGAGAUAGUAGAAAUGUAAAGGGGAACAUUUCCCCAUGAAAUUUUUCUAACCUAUUUCUUAUUUUUCUCAAUUUUCCAAGCCUUUUCAGUUCACCUGUCACUAGUGAUGAUCUCUCUGAAUAUCUAUUCUAAGGGACUUUACCAGUAGUCUGUAUCUCAGUGUUUAAACAGUAUGAUUUCAUAAAUAGAACUGGUUUUUUAUUGUU
Molecule: messenger RNA, 6114 nt
Organism: Vidua macroura (Pin-tailed whydah)
Lineage: Eukaryota; Metazoa; Chordata; Aves; Passeriformes; Viduidae
Gene: SLC6A6
Product: solute carrier family 6 member 6
Exons: 17
Coding region: 295-2280 (661 amino acids)
Biological process (GO): taurine transmembrane transport; sodium ion transmembrane transport; neurotransmitter transport
Cellular component (GO): plasma membrane
Molecular function (GO): taurine:sodium symporter activity
Source: RefSeq, a predicted model, not a curated record